UGGGCGGGGCGCGCACCCGGAAGAGCCGAGGACCGAGCAGCGCAACAGGCGGCGGCCGAGGGGCUGCGGCCCGGAGCGGCCCGGGAUGGACAAGCUGAAGAAGGUGCUCAGUGGGCAGGACGCCGAGGACCGGGGCGGCCUGGCCGAGGUGGCUGACACAUCCUCACUGAGCUGGAAUACCAGAAUCAAAGGCUUCAUUGCGUGUUUUGUUGCAGGAAUUCUCUGCUCUCUGCUGGGCACGCUUCUGCUCUGGGUGCCGAGGAAGGGGCUGUACCUCUUCGCCGUGUUUUAUACCUUUGGUAACAUCGCUUCGAUCGGGAGCACUGUCUUCCUCAUGGGGCCCAUGAAACAGCUGAAGAGAAUGGUGGAGCCCACGCGUUUGAUCGCAACCAUCAUGGUGCUGUUGUGUUUCACGCUCACCCUGUGUUCUGCCUUUUGGUGGCACAACAAGGGGCUCGCCCUCAUCUUCUGCAUUUUGCAGUCUUUGGCCCUGACGUGGUAUAGCCUUUCCUACAUACCAUUCGCAAGGAAAUUCCUACUCCAUUCAACGCCCUCAUUCCCACCGCUGGUCAGGAGUGAGUGGGGACACCCCUUUUCACAGAUGAGACAUUUGCAACUCAAACAAGGGACGCUGUGAAGAAGUGCUUUUCUGCGUGUCUGGAGUAACGGACGGCCGGUUUCGCAAAGCUUUGGGCGGCGCUGCGGAAGGAAGCUGGCGGACACUUUGUAAAUACCUUCGAACCUCUCGCUCACGGAACCUGCCUUUCCUCCUGCGGCAGCGGGUUCCCGCGACCUGAACGUGUACGGACGCUCUGGGAGGCAGCGCUGUGUCCCCAGCCCCAGGGUCUAGCACAGCAGGAGGGGUGGGCAUGUGCCUUCCGGAGAGGACUCUUCCUCACACCCUCCUGAACUCUCCGAAUUCUCAUAAACGAACACCGAGAGCAGCCAGCAGCCGAGGGAGCCAGGAUUGCCGGCUGGUGAGGCAGCCCCUCCCCCCCCCCA
Messenger RNA from Myotis lucifugus (little brown bat), 1002 nucleotides. It is a transcript of the gene SFT2D2, whose product is annotated as SFT2 domain containing 2. The record is from RefSeq and is a predicted model, not a curated record. The transcript is spliced from 9 exons. Lineage: Eukaryota; Metazoa; Chordata; Mammalia; Chiroptera; Vespertilionidae. Gene Ontology annotation, cellular component: membrane. Gene Ontology annotation, biological process: vesicle-mediated transport. Bases 86 to 637 code for a protein of 183 amino acids.